Punica granatum (pomegranate) is the source of this 1225-nucleotide messenger RNA. NCBI's taxonomy places the organism in Eukaryota, Viridiplantae, Streptophyta, Magnoliopsida, Myrtales, Lythraceae. The record is from RefSeq and is a predicted model, not a curated record.
GAGACAACAGCCGACCCGGUCCGCAAUACACAGCCGACCCGAAAGUCUGAUUAUACUGCCUGUCCGACCCGAGCACUUCUCCUUGUCCACCCGACACCUGAUUAGGGUAGCCUCCUGCGUUACUGCUCGAUCCUUCACCGCAGUCUGGGUGAGGAAGGCAGUGGCAAGAGAUGUCCAGGCUUCAUAGGACGUCUUAGCAGAGAGGAUGGUUACACCAAUUUCUUCCGUGACCGCCAGCAUUAUGCAGAAGUUAUGGAUCAACAAGAUCUGAAAGGACAAGUUCACCUUUAACUUAAGUCUGCAAUGUGUCUCAGGUCAUUAGAUCUCUCCAUGUGAUAGCUUGCAGGAUGCGGUCAGCAUAAAUCAUUUUUCUACUGUGGAAGUUGGGGAUUGCAUUUAUGAAAAAGAUGAGCCUCUUGUUAAGACUAAGGCUCAAUCUAGCAAACGGGUUGCACGGGGGUCCCAAUCUUCUUCCGGGAGUUCUGCAAAAUUCAUACUCAUGGCGAUUUGCUCGAGGAUUUUCUCAACCAGCUAGGAAAGAAGAGGAAGAAGAAGAGGAGGUGGAAAUUGACCAGAGGAAGCUUCCCGCUGACUAUGACCCCGCAACAUUUGAUCCGACAGAGCAUCGAAGUCCUCCUACAGAUAGGGUGUUUAGGCUCGUAGACGAAAUAUCAGGACUCACACUAGUUGAAGUUGCGGAGCUUUCUUCAAUUAUGAUGAAAAGACUGGGUAUGACUGAACCACCCACUAUCGGGGUCAUGAAAGGUGGUGCAGCUGCGGGGCUUGCUGGGAUGGCCACGAAGGCCACAGCAGCAGCAAAGGAGGAGAAGAAGCCCGAAAAGACGGUUUUCGAGGUGAAAUUGGAGUCAUACGAAGCAUCUGCAAAGAUCAAGGUUAUUAAAGAAGUGAGGGGUUUCACUGAUCUGGGUCUCAAAGAAGCCAAGGAUUUAGUGGAGAAGACGCCGUCAGUGUUCAAGAAAGGUGUCUCGAAGGAAGAAGGCGAGAAGAUUAUAGAGAAGAUGAAAGCUAUCGGAGCGAAAGUGAUCAUGGAGUGAGCGGUAUCUUAGGAGUUACCUCGAUAAUUUUGUGAUCUGGCUUGUUUGUACUUUUUUCAGUUGAAGGAUUCUGCUAGUGGCAAUAUAUAAAAAUUUCUCAUAAAACCCUUGUGAUAGCUGGAAGAACAUAGUAAAAGAGGGUUUUGAUUCUUCGGAGUUGAGAAGGUUAA